Corylus avellana is the source of this 1087-nucleotide messenger RNA. Its product is annotated as AP2-like ethylene-responsive transcription factor SNZ. The record is from RefSeq and is a predicted model, not a curated record. NCBI's taxonomy places the organism in Eukaryota, Viridiplantae, Streptophyta, Magnoliopsida, Fagales, Betulaceae.
UGUGAAAAACAAAAAGAAGUAAGAAAACAAAAAUGCUUCAAAAUCAAAAGGCCCCCCUAGACCAUUCACAUCCGAGGGAGCCCAACACACAACUAACUAGUCCACAAACACCUGCACUUCCAAGACCACUUUCUGAACUCAGAAUCUCCAACUCCUGUACCCCAACACACACGAGGUUCUGAAGAGAGGACAUUUCUAUCGGAGGAAACAAAAACAAAAACAAAAAAGGAAAGCUUUAGACAGAGAAGGGGAGAGGAAGGAAAAAAAAAAGAAAAAAAAAGCAUGGAGGGCAUGGCUGAGACAACGCCAUUGGCAGAGCAGCUGGUACUCUCACUAGAGCAAGCGACCCACAUGGCCAAACAGCUCCACACCACCAAUGAUCCAACCCACCACCUCCAAAUCUACACCUCCCUCCACCAAGCCCACCACCACCUCUCCACGUUCCUCUCCAAAACCCAGUUUCCUCCUCCGCCUCCCGUCGCAGAAAACUCCCUCUCCUCCGCCACCGGUGCCGUCGCCGGCGACGAAAACGACACCGAUCCGAUGCAAAUCAUGGACGGUGAUGAUGCGGUGGAAGAAGCUGAGGAGAAUUCGAAGGGCAUAGUUGAGAGCGUUGAGGAGAAGAUGAGGAACUGCUUUAUCAAGAAUAAGCGGCCCAAGCGGCGGCUAUCGCCUUCGGCGUUGGCAGUGGCGGAGGAGAGGAGGCUGAAUGAUGAUGGGGAUGGGUGGGGAGUGAAGGGGUUUGAUCCUCAUGCGACGAGGUUGAGGGCUUUGGACCUUGUCUACCAGUUUCAUGGCUGAGGGAGCAGAGCAAGUCGAAGAAACAGAGCAAAACAGAGUGGUUCUCAGUUGCCUUUGUGAUGACAGCUCAGAUAAUAUAUUUUGUUCUUUUUUUCUUUUCUUUUUUUUUCCUCCACUUUGAUUUAUUAUGCGGCAGGACGUAGAUUUUGAUGGAAUAAAAAUGGAGAGGAAAAAGAUUGGGAGAUCUUUUUUUUUGGGGUUAUGGUAAUUAUGGUUAAGGGUAGAUUGUACAAGAUCAGGAACAUGUUGAAUGAGCAGGAAAUUGUUCAGCCUAGGGAAACCUAAU